AUGAGUGUGCGUGGACAGCUAAUUCAAAUUGGCGAGGACGGCUGUGGUGCCCAUGGCACUGGCGGGCUCUCGCUGCCGCCGUCUUUGGCGCGGCAGGCCGAAAUGAAGGGGCAAAACCAGGCGGGUGGUGGGAAAAGAAGGCGAGGGACAGGCGGGGCUAAAACAGAAGGUUUGCAGAUCGCCGCAUGUAUUAACUCACACACGCAGCCGGAGACGUCGUCUACUUCUGCAGCUGCCGCCGCCUCGCCACAUCGGGCAACCAGCCUCGCCAGCUGACGCCUCCCACUAUCAUGAGGAGGAGAAAAAAACAUACUAGAGCCGGGGAGCUUCGUUUUCCGCGCAGGCUGAAGGGCAGCUGAACAAGACCAACGGGGAUUGAUAGAUUGAUUUCGAAAACCCUGAAGGAGAGGGGGAGGAAAAGAGGAAAGACUGGCAGCCUGAGAGGGAAGGACUCUUUACCACCACCACCACCCUCUCUCUCUCUCUCUCUCUCACACACACACACACACACUAGGUUGCUUUCCUUUUUGAGGUCGUCACCAGCAAAGAAGCAAGACAUAGAAAUGGGUGGAAGAGCCAUGAACGCACCCCAGCUUGUUAUAAGGCACCGCUAGGGAGUCUCUCUUCCUGAGGCACCUCAAUGGUGGUUAGCACGCCAUACACCCGCACCCACAUAGCAACUCCUCAGGCACAGCCAGGUAAUUGAGACUGUGUGCAUGAGGCGCCUGGUGUGGGUCCCCCUCCCGGCGCCGGCGCCCCCUUCCUCCUCCUCCUCCUCCUCCUCCUCUCCGCCCAUGUGUCUCCUUCGCGUCCUGCUGGGCAGCUGCGGAGGCUGUUCCGUGUGAGGGCGCUGCGGGGAAGGCAAAGACUUCGGUAGCUGCUUGUGUGAGGAGGAUUAGGCGCGAGAGCGGGAAGGAAGGGACGAUGGUGAGGUGGGGGCUGUGAGAGCUUGUGGCCCUUUUCUUUCUCUUUUGCUUCUGGGGGAGGGGGAGAGGGAGGAAGAGAACCUGCCAAGCGAUGCCUUUGAGCCGGGGAGAGGCGAAGAAACAGCGCCAAAAAGCGAUUGUCCGCCUGACUGACUGCGGCUAGUUUGCGCGGAAUUCUCAGCCACCUCAUCCGCACCUUUCCUAACUUCCAGGAGUGGAGUAAGAAAGUGCCACAUUGAGCUGCUGGAAGGUAAAGCGAAUGUACUGCUUCCACACGUGGGCUCCUGGCUUUGAGUAGAGAAGGAGAAGGAAGAGUUUAUUUCGAGAGAGAGUGGUUCGGUAGGGGAAGAGGGUGGUCCAAAAGAGCAAAGGGGAGGGAAACAAAAGUAAGAGAGGAGAGAAAGAAGGAGGGGAGAGAGGAAGAGUAGGGAGGGUAAGGAGGGGAGAAGAGAGGGAAGGGUGCAGCAUAAGAGUCCUACCACCUCAUUCUCCCCCCCCCCGCGCUGCACACCGCAGAUUGGCGAAUCUGGCUAGCCUCUCUGUAUUAUGUCUGCACUUCGAAGGAAAUUUGGGGACGAUUACCAGGUAGUGACCACCUCAUCCAGUGGCUCAGGCUUCCACCCGCAGCAGGCAUCGGCACAUAAGAAAAAGCGACAGCGGUUUGUGGACAAGAAUGGAAGGUGCAAUGUACAGCAUGGCAACUUGGGCAGCGAGACGAGCCGUUACCUGUCGGACCUGUUCACCACUCUGGUGGACCUCAAGUGGCGCUGGAAUCUCUUCAUCUUCAUACUCACCUAUACUGUGGCCUGGCUUUUUAUGGCCUCCAUGUGGUGGGUUAUUGCCUACAUGCGGGGUGACUUGAACAAAGCCCACGAUGAGAAAUACACGCCUUGCGUGGCCAAUGUCUACAACUUCCCCUCUGCCUUCCUCUUCUUCAUAGAGACAGAAGCUACCAUUGGUUAUGGCUACCGAUACAUUACAGAUAAAUGUCCAGAAGGCAUCAUCCUCUUUCUGUUCCAAUCCAUCCUGGGUUCCAUUGUGGAUGCAUUUCUCAUUGGUUGUAUGUUCAUCAAGAUGUCUCAACCUAAGAAACGGGCAGAGACACUGAUGUUCAGUGAACAUGCUGUCAUCUCAAUGAGGGAUGGGAAACUCACCCUGAUGUUCAGGGUGGGCAAUCUCCGCAAUAGUCACAUGGUCUCUGCACAGAUCCGCUGCAAACUCCUUAAAUCUCGGCAAACACCUGAGGGUGAAUUUCUCCCCCUCGAUCAACUUGAACUGGAUGUAGGUUUUAGCACAGGGGCAGACCAACUUUUUCUUGUUUCACCACUAACAAUCUGCCAUGUGAUAGAUUCAAAAAGCCCCUUCUAUGACCUUUCUCAACGAAGCAUGCAAACGGAACAAUUUGAGAUUGUUGUCAUCCUAGAGGGCAUCGUGGAAACAACUGAUGUUGGCGUUUACACACAGUAGGUUAUAUCAGAGUAACUGAACUAACCCUUUGGAUUUGUUUUGCUUGUCUGCCAGAAUCCUAGAGAUACUAUGAUAAUCAGUUUCUGAUUAAUCUCCCCUGGGGAAAAAAUCCACAGGAAUUAUAAAUCCAGUUUAAUCAUUGUAAUGUGCAUUCCUCCAUAUUCCAGAAACACUCCUAUGGAGACAUCAAAUCAGAAUACAGACUGCAAAACCACGAGUAUAGACUAUAGUUGAAUUGUAAUUGUGCAGAGAUUGCAGAAUUGAGCCCCAUCUCUUUAGUAAUAUGUUAAUUAGGAUUUUUGUUACUACUGUGAGUAAGGAGCCCAGGUUGUGGUUCCCUGAGUGAUUAAAAAAGUUAUGCUGUAUUUUUAAUCUACUUUUUAUAAAUUGUGUUGAAUUGGUUUUCUUGUAGUAUUCUUUUACUAUUUUACUGUUUUGUGACCAAUUCUAGGAUCAUGAUUGUAAUGGACUGAGUAGAAAUUCUCUUAUUAAUUAACCUACCGCAAUUUGGCUUUAAGAAUGACACAAAUAUAUAACAAAUAAUAAUAAUACUGCUUUUUUCUUUUUAAAAGUUUUAUAUUUUCAACAUUUGCCACAACAUUCUAUUAAAGUGAGGAGGACAGCAUUUCAUUAUAACAAACACUUUGUAGAAAAUGAAUUCCUCUGACAUUUGCGGUGUGAGGUAUUUCACUAUUUGCCCUUGCUCUGCAACCCCCCACCCCUCAUUACAUUUUAUAUGAACCAGGGCCUGUUAUGUGUUCACUGUAGCAAAUGUGAAUGAAUUAUUGGGUAUGCACACAGCUUUCAAGUGAUUUGCAGUGGUUGGCUCAGUAUUUCCUUGUACCAAACUUGCAUGGACCAAAGGAGUGUGUUCCAAUGUUAGUGAAAGUUUUCUGUCUGGUUUAUGUAGUGUAUAUUACAACUGCUCAUACAUGCUCACCCUUCCAAGUUGUAUCCUGCUCUGCUCUAAGGAGGGGGGCAAUUUAUGGCCUGUUCCCCUCCUUACCAUCUCUUCCAUCUCCCCCUCCUCUGCUCCCUAGUGUGUCAGAUAUAUUUGUGAUGGCUCAGUGAAUGAGCCUCUCCAGUUUGUCUGGAUGUUUUUUUGUCUAGUAUCUGUGGAAAUCUCAGGUUUGUAAGGAUUACACUAGUGCCACUUAUUUUGGUGGAUUAGGCUGUUGCUUAUUUUGACUUCCUAUUCACUUUUGAUACUAGGAUAAAAUAAUUCAAAAUAUAGUGGAAGUGAAAGGCAAAAUAGCUGCAGCUCAGAAGACUCAUCUGAUUAUUAGCAAUUGUAGAUGGAAAGUUGAAGCUGAGUGCAGAAUCAAAGGUAGUUAAUAGGAAAUUUAAUGGAGAAAUGUAUGGUACUGUAAGUGGACAGAGAUGAAAACAGAAACUGAUUUCAUGCAUAAGAAACAUACAUUGGGUUCCUGCACUAUCCAUAGAUGUUAGUGAAUUUGUUUCAGAGAAGAGAAACGGCAACUGAUAUAAGUUAAAUAAUUAAAUCUAACUUACAAUAUGGUAUAUGCCAUGCAAUAUGUAUUCUUUAAACCAAGUAGGUUCUGAAAACUAAAUUUAGCAGCAAACAUGGUGGGCAUUCUAACAAAAGUAUGCUAUCUAUAUUAAUUGCUUGCCCCAGAAUAUAUUAGUCCUGAGCCUUGACAGUUCUUUCCUUUCCUUUGAGUAUGAGGACCAAGAGCCAUUUACAUGUCUUGAGAUCAAGAAUUAGGAUAUUUAACAGAUGCAGCAGUUAUGACCAAGGAAAACCUGAUUUACAGUCAUGAACAAUGUGGGGCAUAUCUAAGGUGGAGAUGGCUGCCACCCUUGAGCUACAUUUGACAGAGAGCCUAGUUUAGAUAUGCAAACAAAAUAACACAGUGUCUGUAAACCUACACACUUACCUAGGCAUCCCGAUGAACUCAAUGGAAUUAUUCUGAGUAAAUAGGCAUGGGUUUACAGUGUAGGUUUGCAUAGCAAAACAACCUAAAUUAGAUUUUAAAAAGCAAGUUAAAAAAAGCCAAAUAACUUUGGAGAAAAGUAGGACAUUUUAGUCUUCCAUUAUAUCCCAGUUCUGUUUUCUAGCAUAUGUUGUAAGUAGCAGGAAUUGGUCUUCCAGUUGAAUGAUUGAUUCACAUUUGUAUGUAUUACCAAGACUGUAAGUCAAUCUGAGGUGUCUCUCAAUCCUACAAUUAAUUAUGUCAAAUGAUUCUGACUAUCAGGUUCCAAAAAGCUUUGUCUGCAAAAUAGGUGUUAUAAAGAUGAAUUUUGUAAACUGCUUAGAGGUUUGUUUGU
Molecule: messenger RNA, 4682 nt
Organism: Rhineura floridana
Lineage: Eukaryota; Metazoa; Chordata; Lepidosauria; Squamata; Rhineuridae
Gene: KCNJ3
Product: potassium inwardly rectifying channel subfamily J member 3
Exons: 3
Coding region: 1473-2393 (306 amino acids)
Biological process (GO): regulation of monoatomic ion transmembrane transport; potassium ion import across plasma membrane
Cellular component (GO): plasma membrane
Molecular function (GO): G-protein activated inward rectifier potassium channel activity
Source: RefSeq, a predicted model, not a curated record